AUCCCAUUCUCAUUGGCGAUCCUCUCCCUCUCUCUCUCUCUCUGCUCUCACUUCGGGGCUAUCUCACUCAGUUCUCUCUCUCUCUCUCUCUCUGUCUCUGCCGCCAAGACUGAAGAGGCGCCAUUAGAGGUCAUCGAGGAUAUAUAUUUUUAGCUAGCCAGGAGGGUCGCUACUUACACUCUCUUUGGUUUCUCUGAAAUGGCUAGUGGCCCCGGUCUGGAUUCUCUAGUAGAUCAAACAAUAUCAGUAAUUACUAACGAUGGACGCAACAUAGUGGGGGUCCUGAAGGGUUUCGAUCAGGCUACCAAUAUUAUUCUUGAUGAAUCUCAUGAACGCGUGUACUCUACAAAGGAAGGUGUUCAGCAGCUCGUAUUGGGCCUUUACAUAAUAAGGGGCGAUAACAUAAGCGUUGUUGGGGAGCUAGAUGAAGAGCUCGACUCAAGUCUCGACCUAUCAAAACUGAGGGCUCAUCCCCUUAAGCCUGUCGUUCACUGAUCCAGCGUAAAGAGUUUUCGGGAAGUGGACCAAACAGUGGUUCUCGAUUCAUGAUGAAUAGUUGCUGAAAGGAAUAUCGAUAUAUGAGAGUCAUGUAUGUUAAAAAUCAAAGGCCCCGAUUGUUUUGGGGAUCUGCUGCAUGUAGAGUAGGAAUCAUGCUUGUGCUUUUUUAGCUGGAUAAGAAUUCUGCUUGUGCUAUUAGACAGACUUGUUUGACACACCCAAUGUUAUUAGCAGAAGAAAAAAAGAAACUGGCCGACGAUUAUCGAAACAGUUGUUUCCUUA
Molecule: messenger RNA, 780 nt
Organism: Punica granatum (pomegranate)
Lineage: Eukaryota; Viridiplantae; Streptophyta; Magnoliopsida; Myrtales; Lythraceae
Source: RefSeq, a predicted model, not a curated record